This is a messenger RNA of Lathyrus sativus (Indian pea), 3606 nucleotides long. The record is from the annotation of a GenBank genome assembly. Lineage: Eukaryota; Viridiplantae; Streptophyta; Magnoliopsida; Fabales; Fabaceae.
AUGGAGGCCUCUACACAGGCCACCGAGUUAAGACAAUAUUGCCCCUUAUGCUGCCCUCUCUCACGUCCCUUCCCUCUCUCACUAUCUUCGCGCUCUUCUCUCCUUUCCCCAACUCCCCACAGAAGAGAAAUCAAGGCAAUCCAGAUUGGUGUCAAUGACCUUCGAAAUAGUGUGAUGCAUAGUAAUUGUGUUAGAGCAGAUUUAUGGUGUUCAAAGUUGACAUUUGUAGGGUUAAAUAAAUACGACACUAAGGCUCGAUAUGAACAGAAUCUUCGGUACAAGAAUCCAGUUUGUGAUACAUUUAUGAAGUUUUCAAAUUCAUCAACUAGCAUGAUUGAGGAAUUGACAGAAGAGAAAGAGCGGAGUACUUCACAUUCUUAUGAAAUGCAAGUUAGAAAAGUGGGUGUAGCUCCUUGUAAUCCUGAACUUUCUACAACUGCUGAUAGCAUGUUGGUGCAAAUGACAGAAGAGGAAGCGAGGAAUUCUUCGCAUUCCUAUGAAACACAAGUUACGAAAGUGGGUGUGGCUCUUUGUAAUCCUGAUCUUUCCACAACCGCUACUAAAAGGAAAUUGUCUUGUGGUGAUAAAAGAGGAUGGGCUAUGGCAAAAAAUAAGUUAGCUGAAGAUAGGAAGGAAAUGAACAGCGCAAACAAAUUUGAGACGAAAAGUGAUGACUCUCAAUUAUCUAAUAAAUUAGCGUCCGUUAGUCGGAUACAAGGUUUUUCUACGGAGGAAGUUAGCAAUCUUGUAUGGCAGAACCCUGGUGAACAUGUCCAAUCUUCAGUUAAAUAUUCUGUAUUAGACAAUUUAAAGACGCUUACAGAUUCUGAAACUAUGGUCCAUCAGUUUAAUGAAUCUGCAUUGGAGAUCAGUCAAGAGAAAAUUCCUAGAGUUAAUGUUAACGACGUUUUGGAGGAAACUACAAAGGGUUCAACUGAUGCAACAUUUGCUAAUACAAAGGAUUCAACUGAUGCAACAUUUGCCAAAAAGAAAACUACAAAGGAUUCAACUGAUGCAACAUUUGCCAAAAAGAAAACUACAAAGGAUUCAACUGUUGCAACAUUUGCCAAAAAGAAAACUACAAAGGAUUCAACUGAUGCAACAUUUGCUAAAAAGAAAACUACAAAGGAUUCAACUGAUGCAACAUUUGCUAAAGAGGAAACUACAAAGGAUUCAACUGAUGCAACAUUUGCUAAAAAGGAGCGCUGUGCUGACCAGUUAAAACUUCAUGACAGACUCUGUCGUAUCUAUGAAGAUGUUCUGGUGGUUGAUAAUAUUCCUCUUGCAAAAGAGGUUGUUAAGAUGCUCACAGUAAAGUACCGCCAUCUUAUUUAUGCAUGUGAUACCGAGGUAGCCAAGAUAGAUGUCAAACAAGAAACGCCUGUAGAUCAUGGGGAGAUAACUUGCUUCAGCAUUUAUGGCGGUCCAGAAGCUGAUUUUGGAGGUGGAAAAUCUUGUAUCUGGGUAGAUGUUCUUGAUGGUGGAGGCAAUGAAAUUUUAGAAAAAUUUGCUGAUUUUUUUAGCAAUCCUUCCAUCAAGAAGGUUUGGCAUAAUUAUAGCUUUGACUGUCAUGUUAUAGAGAACUACGGAUUCAAAGUUUCUGGUUUUCAUGCUGAUACAAUGCACAUGGCACGGUUAUGGGAUUCUUCAAGACAACUAAAUGGGGGCUAUUCUCUUGAAAAACUAUCAGGUGACAAAAAGGUCAUGUCAAGGGCUCAGAUGAACCAUGAAAAGGAUUUGAUCGGGAAGGUGUCAAUGAAAACUAUAUUUAGUAAGAAAAAGGUGAAAAAAGACGGAACUGAGGGUAAAGCUAUUAUCUUCACUCCUGUUGAAGAUCUACAGAGAGAUGAGCGUAUACCUUGGAUAUGUUAUUCUGCCUUAGAUGCUAAAAGCACUUUGAAUCUGUAUGAGAGUCUUAAAAGCUAUCUUUUAGACAUGCCGUGGAAAUUUGACGGUAUACUAGUUUCUGGGAAAACCAUGUAUGAUUUCUACAAUGAAUAUUGGCGCCCAUUUGGGGAGAUUCUAGUCCAAAUGGAAGCUGAGGGAAUGCUAGUUGAUCGGUCAUAUCUUGCAGGCAUAGAAAAGGUUGCCAAAGUAGAGCAAGAAAUAGCUGAAGAUAGAUUCCGGAAAUGGGCGUGUAGGUAUUGUCCUGAUGCCAGGCAUAUGAAUAUCGGAAGCGAAAUACAGCUGCGCCAAUUGCUUUUUGGUGGUACUGUGAACAGAAAAAACUCCAGUCUAUCACUUCCAACUGAACGAGUAUUCAAAAUUCCCAAUGUUGAUGGAGUGAUUGAAGAAGGCAAGAAGGCUCCCAAAAAAUUCCGCGAUAUGAAGGUGAAAAGCCUAGGUUAUAACUUGAAGACAGAGAUGUACACAGCAAGUGGUUGGCCGUCAAUUAGUGGUGAUGCUUUAAAGGUCCUGGCUGGAAACAUUUCUUCUGAUUUUGACUUUACUGAUGAGGUUUAUAACUUGGAUCUUGAUGAUGAACAUGAAAAUCCUUCUCAAAAUCAUAUUGAGGUUCCAAAAGGUGAUAAUUCUGCAUAUGGAACAGCCUUUGCUGCUUUUCCAACAGAGAAAGAAGGGAGAGAAGCUUGCCAUGCCAUUGCUUCUUUAUGUGAAGUCAGUUCAAUCAAAUCUUUGAUUUCAAACUUCAUUCUACCCCUGCAGGGACAUAAUAUAUCAGGAAAGGAUAACCGUGUUCAUUGCUCCUUAAAUAUCAACACGGAGACAGGGCGUUUGUCAGCUAGAAGGCCAAAUCUGCAGAAUCAACCUGCUUUGGAAAAAGACCGAUACAAAAUCCGUCAAGCAUUCAUCGCUGCACCAGGGAAUUCUCUAAUAGUUGCUGAUUAUGGACAGCUGGAACUUAGGAUUCUCGCACAUCUUGCCAACUGUAAGAGCAUGAUGGAUGCUUUUAAAGCCGGUGGAGAUUUCCAUUCAAGGACUGCUAUGAACAUGUACCCAUAUAUUCGUGAAGCAGUUGAGAAAAAGGAAGUGCUUCUCGAGUGGGAUCCUCAACCUGGUGAAGAUAAGCCCCCAGUCCCUCUAUUGAAGGACGCGUUUGGUUCUGAAAGAAGAAAAGCUAAAAUGCUUAAUUUCUCAAUUGCAUAUGGGAAGACUCCAGUGGGGCUAUCUAAGGAUUGGAAGGUUUCUGUGAAAGAAGCUAAGAAGACAGUUGACCUUUGGUACAACGAUAGGAAAGAAGUUUUGCAAUGGCAAGAAGAGCGUAAAAAAGAAGCUCGUCAAUUUUAUUGUGUCUACACAUUGCUAGGGCGAGCCCGGAAAUUCCCUUUGAUGGCCCAAGCUAAUACCUAUCAGAAAGGUCACAUUGAGCGUGCUGCUAUUAAUACUCCAGUGCAGGGUAGUGCUGCUGAUGUCGCCAUGUGUGCCAUGAUACAAAUUUCCAAUAAUAAAAAGUUGAAGGAGCUUGGAUGGAAGUUACUUCUACAGGUUCAUGAUGAAGUCAUAUUAGAAGGACCAACAGAGUCGGCUGAGAUUGCGAAAUCUAUAGUUGUUGAGUGCAUGUCCAAACCCUUUUACGGCAAGAAUAUUCUUAAAGUCGAUCUCUCUGUUGAUGCCAAAUGUGCUCAAAAUUGGUACUCGGCAAAAUAG